CGCCUCUCGCCAACCUAAGUCAGCGCUGCGACUGGAGUCGGCAACGUGGAUUUCCGCCAGAGCAAUCAUUCCCAGUCGAAAAUAUGGGAUUAGAUGCUCCGAACAGACACAGGGAGAGCGCACCUCAAGCGCACCAACCCACAAUCGAGUCCGAUAUCCUAGCAAAUGAUGACAUCAACUAUCCAGAGGGAGGAUCUGAGGCCUGGAUGGUUGUUGUCGGUGCCUGGUGCGCAAUGAUUCCUCCGAUGGGCUUGAUUAAUACGCUCGCUGUUCUUCAAGCUUGGGUGUCAGAGAACGAGCUCCCGAACAUCACUGAGAGCAAGACUGGAUGGAUUUUCAGCUGCUACGCAUUUUUUAUCACCGCUUGUGGUGCCCAAGUUGGUCCUAUUUUCGAUGCACACGAUAUCAAGGUGCUGAUGUUGCCCGGCUCCAUUGGUAUAGUUGCAUCUAUGAUCUUCCUGAGCCUAUCAAAAGAAUUUUACCAGUUUCUUCUUUCCUUCGGCGUCUUGGGUGGAAUCUCAGCCUCCUUGCUUUUCAAUCCGAGUUUAUCCGCAAUAGGCCACUGGUUCUGCAAACGCCGAGCCUUUGCAACUGGCCUGGCGUGCACUGCCGGCGGACUCGGCGGAGUUGCAUUCUCUCUCAUCAUCUUAUAUCUUGCGCCUCGCAUUGGCUUUCCCUGGGCGAUCCGUGUUAUUGCCUUUAUCUCUACUGGUCUCUUAAUUAUCGCCAAUAUCUUCCUGCGGAAACGCAUACCUGCGAAUAAAAACGCCAGGGUAUCCAUCAACUUUGGACUCCUUCGAAACACCAAGUUUGCGGUCACAGUCUUGGCCAUCUUCUUUGUUGAGUUUGCCGUCUUCAUCCCUUACUCAUACAUAUCGUCAUACGCUCUCUAUCACGGGUUUAGCUCACGGCAAGCAUACUUGCUUAAUGUGCUCCUUAACGCUGGGGCUAUACCAGGCCGCAUUUUCCCCGGUUACAUUGCGGACCGCUUCGGGGCCUUUAAUACGAUGUGCGUAACUACAUUAACGUGCGCUGCUUUCAUAUUGGGCCUUUGGUUGAUAGCAGACGGAGGACAAGCCAAAACCAUGUCUUUUUCUGUGCUCUUUGGUUUUUGGUCUGGAGCCGCUAUCAGCUUAUCACCAGUGUGCGUAUCGCGAGUUUGCAAGAUUGAAGACUAUGGGAAAUCUAGCGGCAUGGCAUAUUUCAUCGCCAGCUUUGGGGCGUUGAUUGGCAUUCCUAUUGCCGGAGCGCUGCUGGAUACAACGAGCGAUCCAUAUCAAUCUCUGAUCGUCUUCGCGGGUGGGUUUUACGUGGCUGCCUUUAUUGUAUUUUGUGUGGCUAGGGGAAUAGCAGGUGGUUGGAAACUGGGACCGUUUUAGAUCAUGAUGCCGCAAACGGUUGCGGGCAAAGCUGUGAACCCUUCAGGAAUAUUCAUGCCUUUAUUGGGUUGAACCCUCUCCAUAUACAGCUUCCAGUAUGGGGAGUCGGUGGCGAAGAAUUCGUCAUCAGCCUCUUGGGCCUUGAACUCUGGCUUGGAAAGAUGUUCAUGAUGAG
Molecule: messenger RNA, 1554 nt
Organism: Ilyonectria robusta
Lineage: Eukaryota; Fungi; Ascomycota; Sordariomycetes; Hypocreales; Nectriaceae
Product: major facilitator superfamily domain-containing protein
Exons: 4
Coding region: 84-1379 (431 amino acids)
Biological process (GO): transmembrane transport
Cellular component (GO): fungal-type vacuole membrane
Molecular function (GO): transmembrane transporter activity
Source: RefSeq, a predicted model, not a curated record